This is a messenger RNA of Asparagus officinalis (garden asparagus), 807 nucleotides long. RefSeq lists its product as uncharacterized. NCBI's taxonomy places the organism in Eukaryota, Viridiplantae, Streptophyta, Magnoliopsida, Asparagales, Asparagaceae. Bases 1 to 807 code for a protein of 268 amino acids. The record is from RefSeq and is a predicted model, not a curated record. The transcript has a single exon.
AUGACAAAAUGGAUAAUGGCUUGUAUCUCCACUCCAAAGUUUUCAAUUUCUUUAAAUGGAUCCCUCCAUGGCUAUUUCAAAGGGGAGAGGGGACUGAGGCAAGGUGACCUUUUAUCACCUUACUUUUUCAUCUUUGGGAUGGAAUACUUAUCUAGGAGAUUGGAUAAGUUAAAGAAUGAAAAGAAUUUCAAGUAUCAUCCUAGAUGUGGGAAAUUAAAAAUCACCCAUCUUGUCUUUGCGGAUGAUCUACUUUUAUUUGCAAAAGGAGAUAUUCUCUCGGUGCAACAUUUGAAUCAAUGCUUGAAUGAUUUCAGUACUACCACAGGACUUGUAGCCAAUCCUGAGAAGAGUUCAAUAUUCUAUGGAGGUGUAUCUGAUACUGUCAAAACAUCAAUUGGAGACUGUCUGGGUUUUAAAGAAGGGGUAUGGCCAAUCAAAUAUCUUGGAGUUCCUUUGUUAUACAAAAGACUUUCCUAUGUAGACUGCCUCCCUCUCCUCAAUAAGAUUUCUGGUCAAUUUCAGAACUGGAUGAAGUGCAAAACUUUAUCAUAUGCUGGAAGAAUUCAGGUGAUAAAAAGUGUGAUACUUGGAGUUCAAAUCUAUUGGACUUCAAGUUAUAUUUUACCUAUGAAAGUGCUCCAUAAAAUUGAUGAACUCUGCAGAAAUUACUUGUGGGGGAAAAAGGAUCAGUCACUCAAAACUGCACUUGUCUCAUGGGAUAAAAUCUGCUUAUCAAAGGAUCAAGGAGGCCUGGGUAUUUUCUCUGCAGUAAUAUGGAAUAGAGCCUCAGCUUUGAGGAAUUUAUGA